CAUUUUACCUUGAAAUCGUUGAUUGCAACGUCAGCUGCUCCUAUGCAAAUAACAAUAUCAAGUGUUUGUAUUGGAACGUGUUUCAUUCGACGAUGGCAACGAGCAACAAAGUGAAGAAAACGCUUGUCUUGAACAAUGGCAACGAAAUGCCUGCCAUCGGACUCGGCACUUACAAGUCUUCCGCCGAGCAACUUGAGAAAGCCAUAGAGGAUGCGAUCGAUUGCGGUUACAGGCACUUCGAUUGCGCCUGGUUCUAUGGUAACGAGGCUGUGAUUGGUAAAGCAAUUAAGUCGAAGAUCAACGAGGGCGUGGUCAAGAGGGAGGAGCUAUUCAUCACAAGCAAACUCUGGAACAAUUUCCACGAUAGGAAAAACGUGAUGCCGACGCUGAAAGAGACUCUGGCGUCUCUAAAUCUGUCUUACAUCGAUUUGUACCUGAUCCAUUGGCCUUUCGCAUUCAAAGAAGACGUGUCGUUGUGGCCGGUGAGUGAAGGGAAGACGGCUUACAGCGAUGUCGAUUACUUGGAAACGUGGGCGGCGCUCGAGGAGUGCGUCGCUCUGGGAUUGGUCCGCAACGUAGGCGUGUCCAAUUUCAAUAGCGAGCAGAUUGGACGUGUCCUGGAGGUCGCGAAGAUUCGUCCGGUCGUGAAUCAGGUCGAGUGCAAUCCGAACUUCAAUCAGAAGAAGCUCAUCGAGUUCUGCAAGGGCGAGGGCAUCGUCGUCACCGCGUACUGUCCUUUGGGGCGGAGCGAGAAUGCAGGCAUGCCGGGAUUCCCCGAACCGACGAUAUACGACCCGAAGGUGGCCGAGAUCGCCGAAACACAUAACAAGACUGCCGCUCAGGUCGUCCUCAACUAUUUGCUGACUUUGGGCGUGUGCGUGAUUCCGAAAUCGGUGACGAAGAGUCGAAUCCUCGAGAACUUCGACAUCUUCGAUUUCGAAUUGUCCGAGGAGGAAGUGCAGUACUUGGAUAGCUGCAACAAGAACGUUCGGGUGUGUCCGUUGACAAUGUUCGCCGAUCACCCGAACUACCCUUUCAACACUGAAUAUUAAAAACAGCACAACGCUUCCACAACCACCUCUAAAACAAACAAAAAAACUCUAAGCAAUUCCAGAGGCCUUUUGAUCCAUAUUGUUACGUUUCACGCAGAUCUAGUAGCUUCUAUCAAAGAGAAAACAAACAUUGUUGUGGUAUAGACACAGAAAGAGAGAGAGAAAAAUAUUGAGUAUGAAUUAAAUUGAAAAUUUUAUUCUUAUUUUUAACAAAAUAUUUAUCACUUCCUUACGCACUACGUACACGUUCUGCUGUUUUCUUCCCGCAGUACAAAUACAUAUAAAACGCAGUUCUGUUUUUUUUUUUCAUAAUUCAAAUAUCUGUUAAUAUCCGAAUUAAAUUACUUCGCAAAUCUUA
Molecule: messenger RNA, 1410 nt
Organism: Nicrophorus vespilloides
Lineage: Eukaryota; Metazoa; Arthropoda; Insecta; Coleoptera; Silphidae
Product: aldose reductase-like
Exons: 5
Coding region: 93-1052 (319 amino acids)
Cellular component (GO): cytosol
Molecular function (GO): aldose reductase (NADPH) activity
Source: RefSeq, a predicted model, not a curated record